UGGGGAAAGAAGAGUAAGGCCCAAGAAAACAUGGUCAUAUUCGGAAAAGAGGAGGUCGAGUGAGAAGAAGCGAAACCCUAAACUUCUGGUCGAGUGAUAAGAGUAAAAGUGAUGAAGUUUGCGAAAUCCGUCGUUGCGCACUCUUAUCGCCGAGGAAAACCAUUUGGGCGGCAUAGUUUUAAUAAUGGAGCUAGAGGAAUGGCGGCGAAUCGUAUUCCUGAUAAACCAGUUGUACUACAUGGCUCUAUGGCACCUGGCCUAGCAUUCUCUUUUGGAUUUACUGGCUACCUGAUCUGGCAAAUGGUUGAGGUUAGGCGAAUGUCAAAAGCUGCGGACAAGGAUAUCGAAUAUCACAGAGAAGCCCGUCUGAGGAACAUCCGUAUUUGUGAAGGACACCGGGAGAUAUCGAGGCUCAGGGAUAAAAAUAAAGCUGAACCUGAAGCUGAAGUUGAAGUUGAAGUUGAAGCUGAACCUGAAGCUAAGAUGGUAGAAGAAGAUAUGGAAAUGCCAUGGUGGUGUGGUUCGGCUUGAGAAGAAUUUAGAGAUAGAGAUUGAGCUCUGUUAAUUGUUGCUCUGUUUUUUCUUAAAAGCUAUGAAAAACACAGAACACUCUAAACAAAGAGGCAGUCACUGUACAACCGUUUUCU
Molecule: messenger RNA, 647 nt
Organism: Raphanus sativus (radish)
Lineage: Eukaryota; Viridiplantae; Streptophyta; Magnoliopsida; Brassicales; Brassicaceae
Exons: 6
Coding region: 112-531 (139 amino acids)
Source: RefSeq, a predicted model, not a curated record